UUCAGUACUUCUCUUCCCACCUUCAUUCAUUCAUUCCAAGUCCGCUAGUCGGCUCCACAUUCUUUUCAGAACUCACCAUCGUUUGCAACGACAACCUUCACAAAACUCUCAAACUCCUUUUCGAAGACCCCAAACCAAUCCAUCAACAUGCUUUCCAAGAUCGCUACCCUCGCCGCCUUCGCCGUUGGCGCCCUUGCCCACGGCACUGUCAACGGUGUCACCAUCGAUGGCAAGUUCGAGCAGGGUUUCCUCCUCGACUACUACUAUUCCAGCCAGAACGGCCAGACCCCCGCUGAGCACAUUGGUUGGUACGCCGAGAACCUCGACAACGGCUUCAUCGAGCCCAACUCCUUCGGCGAGGCCGACGUCAUCUGCCACAAGGCGGGUUCCCCCAAGCUCUCCAGCGACACCAUGGCCAAGGUCGCUGCCGGCGGCACAGUCGAGUUCCACUGGACUACCUGGCCCGAGUCCCACAUGGGUCCCGUCAUCACCUAUGUCGCCCCUUACACUGGCGAUGUCACUGCCGUCGACAAGACCUCGCUCAAGUGGACCAAGAUCCAGGCUGACGGUUACGCCGAUGGCCAGUGGGCUGCCAUCAAGAUGAUCGGCCAGAACAACACAUGGCCCGUCACCGUCCCUGCGUCUCUUGCCGCUGGCAAGUACGUCUUCCGCCACGAGAUCAUUGCUCUCCACGGUGCUAGCGACGUCAAUGGCGCCCAGGCCUACCCCCAGUGCGUGAACAUUGAGGUUACCGGCUCCGGAACUGACACCCCCGAGGGUGUUGUUGGUACCAGCCUCUACACUGCUACGGAGGACGGCAUUGUUUUCAACCCGUACGCCGCCACCAUCGACUACAACAUCCCCGGCCCUGCUCUGUGGACCGGCGGAUCCGGCUCAGGUUCCUCCCCCGCCCCUACCACACCUAGCAACGGCACCUCCAGCGCGGCCCCUACUGUCACUGCUACCCCCACUGCUCCUGCAUCUUCCGCUGUUGCCUCUGCUCCUGCUGCUACUUCCGUCGCUGCUGAGGCUACCCCUACUUCCAGCUCCGCACCCGCUCCUUCCAGCGGCGCUGAGCUCCCCAAGACCUUCACCAUCGAGACUUUCAUUGCCUGGCUCGAGCAGACUGCGGGCUCGUCCAGUAACACGAAGGCUCGCCGCCAUGCCCGCGCUCUCUUCUUCUAGAUGUUUCCUUUAGACGUCUAGGUGGGGGCGGGCAUUAUUGAUGCUUCUUCGAGGUCUUUUUGGAGAGUAUACUGUGUCGUCGUACGAUGGUCACGUCUUUCUUUCUCUGUGUAUAGCUCUUACACCUUUUGUAGCAUAGCGCCUUUUGGGGACUAGAAUUGACUCUGUCCAAAACCUCUUUUAUACGCAUGUUUCACCGUGACCGAUCGUUU
Messenger RNA from Didymella exigua CBS 183.55, 1397 nucleotides. RefSeq names its product lytic polysaccharide monooxygenase. The record is from RefSeq and is a predicted model, not a curated record. Bases 148 to 1185 code for a protein of 345 amino acids. The transcript is spliced from 2 exons. Lineage: Eukaryota; Fungi; Ascomycota; Dothideomycetes; Pleosporales; Didymellaceae.